UCUCAGGCUUUGUGUUGUUGACAACCAUCUGGAAGCACGUAACAAACACUAACAGUAUCACCACACACAAAUGAACAGCAUCAGACACGUCCCAGGCGCUGGAUGCAUUAAUGUUGGAUAAGUUAUUGUAUUUAACCAGGAUUUGAACUGCGAGGGAUGCAUACGUUCUCACAAUUUACAUCUGCAGACGUGUUCGGCAAAUAAACACAUCCUGUGAGCGCGGCUCAAGGCCUUUUUCCAGCAGCCCAUAUAUCUGCAUCUUCGGUGGUCUCGCGCUGGCUCAGCAGCGUCCAACUGCAGCCUGCGCUGCUGCACAACGAUAACGUCGACGGGACAGGACCGUCGCACAACGCGUUUUUAUUUAUCUAGAUCAGGAUGUAAUUCGCCAAUACCUUGAUACUUUAUAAACAUGGGGACCAUUGCUUGCGAAUUGGUCUCCCAACUGUGAGCAAGUUAAGCUUUUAACUGCUCCAGUACAUCUUUUUUUCUCAUUUUGCCCAGUGUGGGUGAAGGAGAGGAUGUGUUCUCACAUCCCAACUCUCCUGCUGCCUUUCCUGGUGCUUCUGAUCCCUUCAGCCCGGGCAGGGGACUGUAAGGGGCACAGGCAGAUACUGAAAGGUGUCCCGGGAUAUGUCACAGAUGGCCCAGGAAACUACUCUGUCAAUGGGAACUGCGAGUGGCUUAUAAAGGCUCCCAGCAGAAACCAUCGCAUUGUGCUCAACUUUACAUUUAUGGACACGGAGUGCACCUAUGACUAUCUAUUUGUCUAUGAUGGAGAUUCCUACCAGAGCCCCUUAUUGGCGAGUUUAAGUGGCAAAACCUUACCACAACCAAUAGAGGCCAAGUCUGGGAAGAUGCUGCUCCACCUCUUCAGUGACGCAAACUACAACCUGCUGGGCUUCAAUGCCACCUACACAUUUUCAGUUUGUCCUGGAGACUGCGGUGGUCAUGGGAGGUGUGAUGUGGCUACUGCCCGCUGUCAGUGCCAUCAGGGCUGGGGGGGUAUGGACUGCAACACCCCUCUUUGUUCCCAAGUCUGCACCCAACACGAGCACGGUCACUGUGAUAAAAGGGGAGAGCGUUGUAUCUGCAGCCCAGGCUUUGUGGGGCAGAACUGUCAGUUGGGUCUUCGAGACAAUAGCGGGGCUGGGCAGUGGUGGGAGGUGAGCCAAGGUGAUGUCGAGAUUGCCCCUCGCACAGCCUCUGCUGGGGUGUACCUUCCUUCCACAGGAACCAUGUACAUGUUCGGAGGGUUUGAUCUGAAUGUAGCACUGGGGGACCUUGUUACAUACAAUUUUUCGACUAAUUAUUGGGAACAGAUGUCACAUUCCUAUUGCCCAGCUGCUCGUCAUUCCCAUACAGCAAUUGUAUGGCAAGGCAACAUGGUCAUCUAUGGCGGUGAGCUUGCGGACCACUCAUUGGCUAGUGAUGUCUGGCUCUACCGUGCACAGCAAGAUGAAUGGCAGCAGUUAGGCCAAUCAAACGCUCCAGGGGCUCCCAGGCUGGCAAAUCAUGCUGCAGCGAUAGUAGAUAAUUAUAUGUAUAUUUUUGGGGGGCGGACAGAAGAGGACAUGUUCUCAUCAUCUCUGUACCGGUUUCGGAUGUGGGAUGACGUCUGGGAGACGGUUCAGCCUACUGGUGGAAAACCACCAGCUACUGCAGGACACAGCAUGGUCUACCAUGCCCCUUCCAAAACUCUGCUGGUGUAUGGGGGACACAGACCUACUACUGCUAGGUUCAGCGUGCGUGUCAACACAACUGAUGCAUUCCAUGUGGAGAAGCGAUUCUGGACUUCCUUCCGCUCCCGUUUUCCUGCCAGCGGCCCGAGGGAGAGAGCAUUCCACUCCGCCACCGUCAUCGGCAACUACAUGGUGGUUUACGGAGGGAAUGUGCAUAUUCAUUACACAGAAGAGAAGUGCUACGAUGAGGAGAUCUUUUUCUAUCAUUUGGGUUGCCACCAGUGGGUGUCUGUUGGAGAAAACCUAAGUCAUCGAGGUGCAUCAGUAAGAGGCCGAUAUUCCCAUGUUACUGCUGUCAUGGAUGGCCGUGUGCUGCUUGUUGCUGGGGGUUACAGUGGAGUUGCACGUAGUGACAUUGUCGCAUAUAAAGUUCCACUGUUUGUAAGCAGCGAUCCAGGAGACAGGGACACGGUUUGCGCUGAAGCUCCAGAUGAAAGCUUGUGCCUCAAGAACCCAGAGUGCAGUUGGUGUGAGGGCCGUUGCCGGGAAUACCAGCCCACUAAUCCGUGUGGCAGCACCGGAUGUCUAGGUCUGGCUCGUUUCCUGUCGGACUGCCAGUCGUGUCUGGUAUUCAGCGGGGUGCCAAACUCUCUGCCGCGCGUUUCUGGAGAAUUUGGCUGGUGUGUGCAGAAUGAGUCCUGCUUGCCCGUUUCAGAGCGCAGUGCAUGCCGCGUGGACCAGAUCUCUGGGGCGUACGGCUGGUGGGGGGAGCGCACGCGUUUCCUCACCUCCCUCCCCUCCUGUCGCACCGAGAACUAUGUCCCGGGACUGCACCUGCUCACCUUCCAGCAUCCACGCAAUCAGUCACAACCCGACAAGGUGUCCAUCUUGCGCAGUACCUCCAUCAUCCUUAAUCCCUCUACAGAGAUGGAUGUGACCCUACAGUUUCGGGGUUUUAUUCAUCCCUUAUGGGGUGCUCCUCCUCAUGCAUCAUCACCGCAGGAAACUGUUGCCAUGUGGGCCAGAAUUCAGAAGCUCCACUUUACUGCCCAAAUGGCUGCUGGACCCAACUCUCUUCAACUGACUGAUGUGCUUGGACGGUGGUCAGCUCAGGAGGAGAAGGACAUUCGUAUGCUUUCUCGGCCAGAUGGUUCUCGUCUGUUCCAGAAUCUUACAAGAGGAAACUGGUACCUAAUUCAAGCAGAGGGAUACCUGAAUAACUCUGCGUCAGGACAAACUAGUGAGAUGGCACUUACCUGGAACCGAACAGCUCUACCUGGGGGUAGCGAGAUCUCCUUCCUGUUCCUCGAACCAUUCCGCUCCAAUUCGUGUUCAGAAUACCGCUCUUGCUCGGCCUGUCUGUCCGAUCAGUCCUGCGGAUGGUGUCCCACCAUGAACUUGUGUUUUCUGCGCUCUGAGGUCAACCAGCAGCCUUGCAUAGACCCACAGGGAGAUGAACGCCACCUACUUCUCAACCCUCAGCAUUGCACACUGUGUGAGGAGUACAGAGACUGUGCCGCCUGCACUCAGGAUUCCUACUGUGAGUGGCAGAUCAACUCCAGCAAGAAGGGAGAUUAUCUGUGCAGUCGCCGUGGGAGACUGGAGGGCUCCAUCCGGGAACCGGGAGGGUGUCCUAAAGUUUGCAACCAGAGGAUGACAUGUGGAGAAUGUUUGUCUAACUCUAGUCAGUGUGCAUGGUGUGAAUCCGCUAGGACCUGUUUCUACUUUGCUGCGUAUCUCACAAAGUUUCCUUAUGGCGAGUGCAGGGACUGGUAUGACAGUGUUCACUCUGUUCCUCAGUGUAAGCAGUGUUCUUCUCUAACCACCUGUUCAGAAUGUCUGCAGACGUUUCAGUGCGGCUGGUGCGGAGACUACAACAACCCCACCAUCGGCAGGUGUUUAAGGGGUGACUGGGGUGGGAUAGAUGACCCCUCUGCAAUAAACUGCAGUAUGACUGUAGCUGAAGUUAAAGCCAGCAGCCCUGAGCCUCAAACUCUGUCACCCCCAAGGCUGAUGGAACUUGAGAUGGAGAUGGAGUUGGAACUAGAACUGCUGGAAGGGAUGGAGGGAGAUGGAGAUGCCGUUUGGUCCUACCCAUCGUGUCCUGAUGUGGAGGAGUGUCGUCUGGGCUUACAUACCUGUCACCACUCUGCAACCUGCGUCAACACCCCGACCUCUUACGAGUGUCAUUGUGAGAGAGGCUUCACGGGAGAUGGGGUGCACCAUUGCAACCAGACAUGUUAUAAUGAGUGCCGUCAGGGCCGGUGCAGCGGAAGUCCACGGUUCGAGUGUGAGUGUUCUUUGGGUUGGACCUCAGACCCUGCCACUCUGGUUUUGAGCGGGGUGGAGUGUGACGUUGACUGCGGAUGUAAUUUCCACAGCACGUGUAUUACAGCUCCAGGGAUCUGUGACCAGUGCCAGGACUGGACUACAGGGCCGCACUGUGAGCACUGCAGGCCGGGUAGUUUUGGUUCUGCCUUGGCAGGCGGUGAAGGAUGCAUUCCUUGUAAUUGUAAUGGCCAUGGUGACCCUCUCCAAGGUUACUGCCAUAACCAAACAGGCCAGUGUUACUGCACCCAUCACACUCAAGGCCCACACUGUGAAACUUGCCUUCCUGGCUACUAUGGAGACCCCCGGAACAACGGCACAUGUUUCAAACAGUGUCAGGGCCGAUCGGUUCUGCUCUCCUCUCCUUCUUCUGCACCCUUGUCUCUCUCCUCCUCUCUGGGCUGGCAUGGAGCUAUCGGUGGUCAUGGUGGGCUCUCUCAUUGCCUAUGGGUCCUCUCCGUGUCUCAGGAUUUGGCGCCAUGCAUGCCAGGGCAGUCUUGCCCACCUGUGGCCCUUACCUGGCACCCGGAUUCACACACACAGUGCACAAACUCUUACGUAUAUGUGUUUGAUGGCCUGCCAAGGUUCCUCAGCAACGGUGUUGUGCACUCCGACCACAACCUUAUCGGAGCAUUCUGCGGCACAACAAGAAUGCAGCCACUUACGGUUGAGGCUACAUCAGGGGUUAUAUCGGUGUACUUUGAAGCAAAUGUUACCUCGGGACGUGCUCAGGGUUUUAAUGCCUCAUUCUGGGUGAAGCGAUGUGGAAACGGAAGCUCUGGAGAGGGUGUAGUCACCUCAUCCGAGUGCCAGGCUGGAGCUCAUUGUGUUAACGGGCUGUGUCACUGCCCUCAUGGUUUUGGGGGUCCUCAAUGUGACCGACCUUUCUGUCCAGGAAAUUGUGGAGCAGAGGAAGGACGAGGCAUCUGCAACAUGACUCUUGGCCUGUGCGUGUGUACAGAAGGCUCGGCGGGAUCUGACUGUUCUUCAAUCUCAGACUCGGAUAGCCUGAUCUGGGAAACAUUGCUCGAUACUCAGCUCUCUGCUAAUAAAGCACACCGGUUUCUUGAGAGGAUGGGUCACACCCUGGUAUCUGGAGCACAGGGCACUCUUUGGAUGUACGGAGGCCUUUCACUCUCGCAGGGCAUCCUGGGAAACGUACACAGAUAUUCUGUGGCUGAGCGACGCUGGACUCAGAUGUUGACCAAUUCAUUGGAGGAAGGUUCAAUGCCUCUGCCCCGGUACCAUCAUGCCUCUGCUCUGGUUUUCAGUCAUGACCCGUUUUCUGGCUCCAAAGCAGCCUCUCAAAGUUUGAUGUUCGUAGUGGGUGGGGUCACAAAGAAAGGUGUCGCAAAUGACACAUGGUGUCUGAACCUCAGCAGUCUGAUGUGGAAGCAGUAUAAGAGCUCAGUGCUUCCCCCUGUGGCUGGUCACACUUUAACAGUGAGAAGAGGCUCAACUUUUCUGCUGAUCGGCGGUUACUCUCCAGAGAAUGGAUUUAACCAUCAUUUGCUGGAGUUCAGCCCUCAGUCUGGCAACUGGACUGUAGCCCCACACACUGGCACGCCCCCUACUGGUCUCUAUGGCCACUCAGCAGUGUAUCAUGAGCAAACUGAUGCUGUGUAUGUGUUUGGUGGUUACCGUUUCCACGUUGAAGCUGUAGAACCAUCUGGAGAACUCUACAGUCUUUAUUAUCCUAACCUUACUUGGUCCUUACUGGUGCCCUCUCAGGGAAACAAGCCUCUCUCUCGGUUCUUCCAUGCGGCAGCCUUAAUAAAGGACACCAUGGUGAUUGUUGGAGGCAGGACGGGAGAGGAAGAUUACAGCAACACAGUUUCACUGUACCAGAUCAACUGUAAUACAUGGAUACAACCAGUAUCCUCAGUUGGUGAACCUGUCAACCGCUCUGUUUCCUUGGCAAUGACUGGGUGGGGUGGUCGCCUGUUCAUGUCGGGUGGUUUUAACGGAGUGACGCUGGGACGGCUGUUGACUCUUUCCCUUCCCUCCGACCCGUGCAUCCUGCUGCCUACACCUGAGGCCUGUAAUAGUAGCACGGGCAGCUGCGUGUGGUGCAGGGGCACCUGUGCUUCAUCAGACACUGCCGAAAGGUUGGGUUGUACUAAUGGUCAGACCACCUGCUCUCCUACUCCUCGUUCCCCAGACCAGUGUCGCAGACUCAAGACGUGCAGCGAGUGUCUGGCCCGCCACCCAAAAACAUUUUCUAGCCCUGUGCAGCCUGCUCUGCAAUGUAAGUGGUGCACAAACUGUCCUGAGGGAGCUUGUAUCAGCAGCUCAGUGAGCUGCACAUCAGAGCAUGAUUGCAGGAUAAACCAGAGAGAGAUCUUUCUGUCCAGUAACUGUACUGAGACCAGCUGCGAGGCUUCUGACUGCCCUAAAUGCACAGCCUCAGGGAAGUGCAUGUGGACCCGCCAGUUCAAACGUACAGGUGAGACCAGACGCAUCCUGAGCGUGAACCCGACGUACGACUGGACGUGUUUUAGCUACGCUUUGCUUAACGUUUCUCCCAUGCAAGUGGAGUCCUCUCCACCAAUGCCUUGUCCUGAACCGUGUCAUGAAAUCAGAAGUUGCAAUCAGUGUCUGAGCUCUCGUGGGUCUGAUGGUGGUUGGCAGCGCUGUGUAUGGAGCAUGGCACUGCAGCAGUGCAUGAGUCCAUCCUUUGUUCCAUUGUGCUGUGAGGCGGGUCAGUGUGGCCGUUUGCUCUCAGAUGAAGAUUCGUGUUCUCCCCAGUGCUCCCAGCUCACUCAAUGCGCCCAGUGCAUUUCCAGACCUCAGUGCGGCUGGUGCGCUAACCGUGGCAAGAAUGGAGAAGGGGGCUGUCUCCAGGGAGGACUGAAUGGUGUGAGUGAUGCUCUGUGCCCACAGUUGAACCAUAGUUGGUCGUUCCUGCACUGCCCAGAGGAGGAUGAGUGUAACAAUAACCACCACCACUGUAAUAAAACACAGGACUGUCACGAUCUGCCAGACGGCUACCACUGCACCUGCAGACAGGGCUAUGUACUCAGCAGUGUAUCGGGUCAGUGUGAGCCCGUGUGUGCACAGGGAUGUGUUAACGGCACCUGCAUGUCUCCAGGAAAAUGUCAGUGUAACUUUGGGUUUGUUGGGGAGAACUGCUCCUCUCAGUGCCGCUGUAACAAACACAGCAACUGUAAAAGCAUCUCUCAGCUGGACACCUGCGUGGAGUGCAAGAAUAACACAAAAGGUCAGCACUGUGAAAAGUGUAAGCCCUUGUUUGUAGGCUCAGCAGUGGGAGGCGGGAUGUGUCGUCCCUGUCGUGAGUUCUGCAGAGGAAACAGCGACAUCUGUCUGUCCAAAGAGGAGCAUCGGAUGGCAAUGGAAAAUACAAAAGACUACCCACUUGACCGUUACAGUAUUGAACAGUGGGCUACAGAAGGCCCCACUGAGGACAAUGCGGUCUGUGUAACCUGUCAGAACAACAGUGUGGGAGAUAAGUGUGAGAGCUGCCUGAGUGGAUACUUCUUGCUGCAAGGGAAGUGUGAAAAAUGUCAGUGUAAUGGCCAUGCAGACACCUGUAAUGAACAUGAUGGCACAGGCUGUCCCUGCCAGAACAACACAGAAACUUCGUCCUGUCUGACCAACCCACAGAGUGACCGCAAGGACUGUUACAGGCAACAGUGUGCAAAAUGUAAAGAUUCAUUCAACGGCAAUCCAGUGAAUGGUCGCCAAUGUUUCCGGCAGUUCAACGUGGACAGUGAAUGCUGCUUUGACCCCACAUCACAGGUCAACUGCUUCCACGAGCCCAACAUCCGCAAUCUGCUCAGGGGUCGCACUGUGUUCUUUUCAGCCCAGCCCAAGUUUACCAACGUGGAUAUUCGUGUCACCAUUGACGUCACUUUUGGGGAAGUGGAGGUUUAUGUGUCUAACUCUCAUGACACUUUUAUUGUGGAAGUAGACCGUCACACGGGUGUCCAUACCAUCAAGAUCGAGGACGAGGCCAACUCUGCAACCUCUGCACGGGGAGAAAAGGAUUUACCUCUUGCCCCACCGUCACCCAUGAAGAUGUUCCCAAACUCUUCUGCGCCCUUAGUUGGCACGCCGCAGUCGGGAAAGUCACAAGGUACUGAACGUGAGGUGCGGGAAGAACGAACCGAAGGUCUCAUAACAUACAUCACGGUAUGCAAGCCACAGACGGUGUUGAUUGUACGUGCCGUACGGGACCGCGUAGUCAUUACAUUCCCACAUGAAGUGCACUCGCUCAAGUCAAGCCGUUUCUACAUUGCGCUGCGUGGCGUGGGCACAGACACUCAUAACGGCGAGUCUCAAGGCCUCCUCUUCCUACGACAGGACCAGGCCCACAUCGACCUCUUCGUCUUCUUCUCAGUCUUCUUUUCCUGUUUCUUCCUGUUUCUGUCCGUCUGCGUGCUGCUCUGGAAGGUCAAGCAGUUCCUAGACUUCCGCCGUGAGCAGCGGCGCCACAUUCAAGAGAUGACCAAGAUGGCCUCUCGUCCGUUUGCCAAACUCACCAUCUACUUAGAACCCGAAGAGCCGCAGCUGGUUUACUUGCCUUCGGCCGGAGGGGGUAGUGCAGUGUCCUUAGCCCACGUCAGGACGGGCAAACUCGGGGGUAUGGUGAUGGGCCAAAGAGGACGACCUGGCGCUCUGCCCUUUAAGCACGACCCUGGCACAGGCACCGCCACUCAUCACCUUCUUGCUCUAAGCGGAGGCAACAAUGGGCAGCACCUUCCGCUACAUUACUUGAAUGCUCACCAUUACGCUCCCAGUUCCACCACCAACCCGACCUCGCAUCACCACCACCAUCAUCCGUCCUCACACGGCAGCUACCAGCAUUUCUGCCGAUCCGAUCCCUUCCUUUCGCAACUCAUGGGCUUUUCAUACUCGUCCUUCAAAGUGGGCCCAAUCACGCUGGAGCCCACUGAUGAUGGAAUGGCUGGGGUGGCCACCGUGCUCAUACAGCUGCCAGGUGGAAUUCUCGCGCCCAACCGAGCCUGCUUGGGUUCGGCGCUCGUCACUCUACGACAGAACUUGCAGGAGUAUUGCGGACAUGGUGGAGCGGGCGCGCAUCCCGGCACUGGGGGUGGGCGGAAAGGCUUGCUGGGUCACCAGCAUUUAACCACCAUGGCCAUGUGAAGGAUGGCAGAGAUAGGAUGGAAAUAUUAACGUGGCACAAAACAACUGCAAGCAAGAAAGCUUGAAUAAUGAGGAGAUGUUUGGUUUGAGGAAAAUAUUUCCUAAAUGGAAAGUGCAGAAAUAUUAUGUUAUUUUUAUUAGUGGGGGCCACAAGAGAAGUAUUUAUUACAGGGGAAGGAUGAGGUGACUAAAGGGAAAUGUGAUUACAUUUGUACAUAAAUUGUAAUUGUUAGGUGUUGUUUACUUGUUUUUGUUUAUCACUAUUCAGAUAAAGGUUCAUAUUGACUCAAGGCAGCAACCUUUAUGCAAUGCACUACUCACAUCUCCAGCUUUAUUGCUGAAUCCUUCUUGCGUCCUACAUACACUACUGAACUCAACAGGUGAAGACGAUGACUGUGGCAUGACAUAUCAACCAGUGAAAAUGUUGUCUUUGCAGCUGAACCAAAAUGUGCUUUUUAUCUUCAUGAGACAAUCCGAGCUGCCAUCUUAACCAAUAGACAAUGCAACAUGUCCGCUUGAAUGUGCAAAACAUGAUUGAAGGGCAAGUAGUUGUAAAAAGCGUCAUUAUAUUGCUUUCAUUAGCUGGUGUUUUGUCAUGGCCUUGAUGAUUGAUUGGUGAUGCUUCUUGUAAUAUAGCAAAAUGGAAUUUAGUCAAUAGGUCAAUUUCAUGGUGAGCCAUUGGCUUAUUUUUAUACAUAUUCAGACUAAGAUUCAUGUUAGACUUUGUCAUUUGGCGGUUUAUUGUUACAGUCCUUUAUGUUGGCAUUAAUGCCUUUGUUCACUUUGCCUUGACCAGAUAUUUGUAUAAUUGUGUGACUAACUGGAGAUUCUGUUUUAUUUAGAAAAAUAAGGAUUCAAUCGUAUUGAGUUUAGGUCAUUUAGUUCAUAUAUAAUAAGCUGAUUACCGAACCCAUAUUGAACUUUCAAGCUUUUUUACAUUAUGCGUUCAAUGAAGGAUAUUACAAUUUUUUUCGUUCCAACCCUGCACUACGUUAGUUCUACCAAUUGUUGAAUACUUUGUUAUUUCUACUUUGUAGGACAAUGGGCUAAACCUACAGUGUAUCUUAAACUGUGUGCCAGUUGUUUGGCUGUCUCUUAUGGAACAAUAUUUAACUCCUGAUGAUCAAUGAAAUGGAUUGGUUGAUUUAGGUUGCUGCAGCAUUCUCAUUUUAAUUUUAUGAUGGGUCAUGGUUAGCCAAAUAUUUGAGAUCUAUUGAACUAAAUGUGCAAUGAAAGUUUUAUGCUCCAACAGUAUGUAUUAUGCUCCUGGUGAGAUGAUAUAAAGUAAGGAAAAUAAGAGAAACACUGAAAACACUAUAAAAAGCCUUUUAAAUGUAUUGUGUUUUUGGAGUUUGUUACAGUAUUAGCAUUUCUAUGGAGUUUCCGUUAAUUUGUCUUUUUUGGUUUCUUUCGAGGAUGGUCUGUUGUAAAGUUAUUUGACUGGUAUUUGUUUAGUUCUUUAUUUGAGAAUUAAAGCCCUGGUUUAUCAUAAGAUAUUAUCGAAAGUGUUUAUUUGACAUUUCAGUUAUUUAAUGUAAAUAGUAUUUGUGAAGAUUACCAGGAAAAGCCAUAUAUUUGUUCUAGGGUAAAAUCCAGAGAUUUGGGUAAACCUGAAAAUUGGUGAAUGUUUCGCGUAAAACCAGAACAAAUGUUUGUGAGGAAAAUUAAGCAUUAGACCAAAAUGGAUUUGGGUGUUAAUGUAUGGUAAAGAAAUAAUUGCUUUCGUUCUAUUCAGACAGUUGCAAAUGCUUUUACAGUUUUAAGUACUGAGAUUUAUGAUGAUUCAGUGGAUAACAGCAACUCGUCUUUAAUAAAAUAUCAUCCAUAAACUGCUUACCAGGUGACCUUGUGUUGUAUUGGUUUAUAUUUUUACUUGAUAACUUUUUCUGGGACUGUGCUGUAAAUAUGGUUAUUUGCUUGAUUUACAGUUAUGAUUUGCAAUUGACAGACAUAUUAAAAUAUGAAAUAUUAUCAAA
This is a messenger RNA of Triplophysa dalaica, 11110 nucleotides long. It is a transcript of the gene megf8, whose product is annotated as multiple EGF-like-domains 8. NCBI's taxonomy places the organism in Eukaryota, Metazoa, Chordata, Actinopteri, Cypriniformes, Nemacheilidae. The coding region runs from base 519 to 9134 and encodes 2871 amino acids. Gene Ontology annotation, molecular function: protein binding; calcium ion binding. The record is from RefSeq and is a predicted model, not a curated record. The transcript is spliced from 44 exons.